Molecule: messenger RNA, 390 nt
Organism: Pterocles gutturalis (yellow-throated sandgrouse)
Lineage: Eukaryota; Metazoa; Chordata; Aves; Pterocliformes; Pteroclidae
Gene: RBKS
Product: ribokinase
Exons: 4
Source: RefSeq, a predicted model, not a curated record
GUACAGGUUGGGAAAGAUUCUUUUGGGAAUGAUUAUGUUGAAAAUUUGAAGAAGAAUGGUAUUUCUACAGGAUUUGUAGGUCAGACUACAGAUGCUGCUACUGGAACUGCUUCAAUAAUUGUCAACAGUGAAGGACAGAAUGUUAUUGUCAUAGUCCCAGGAGCCAACCUGCUUUUAAACUUUGAAGACCUGAAGAGGGCUUCUGAUGUCAUCUGUAAAGCCAAAGUGCUUGUUUGCCAGCUAGAAAUAACCCCUGCUGUUUCUCUUGAAGCUCUGAAAAUGGCACGUGCCAGUGGAGUAAAGACUUUAUUUAAUCCAGCUCCAGCCCUUGCUGACCUAGAUCCACAAUUUUAUACCCAUUCUGAUAUCUUCUGCUGCAAUGAAACUGAG